AUGGUCACUGAAGGUCUAAGUACUCUUGACUCUAUUAAGUGGCUUCCCAAGUCUCCUAAACUGUACAGUGGCCAUAACUGGAGCUCCCAGGGCUCUCGCUGGGCCUCAUUGAAAGGGAAGGAAGGUUUUCAUGGUGGCAACCUGUACAAGUUCAGCUCUGCUAAUGGAAAAUGGAGAGAAGGAAGGAUCAGUCCUGAGCAAGAAGCAGAGGAACUCGAGGAUCCUGAUGAUGAACCUAUUUCCAAGUUUUCCGGCAGCCUUUUUGAUAGCAACGAAAGCACGCGAGAUCAAAGAAAUACCAGAACAACGCCUCAAGAAAGGCACAAGCUGGCAAUGAAAGGGAAGGCUCUUCCAGGAUCUCACCCCAGGGUGCAGCCACCUGUGUCAGCAGCAGGCAGCUUCCCCGGCGAGAGCGGCCGGCCCGCGGAGGAGCUGCGGGUGCUGGAUGCGCCGCAGCCCCCGCUGAAGGUAACCAUUACUGUGUGCAGCCAAAUGGGGAGUCUUGGUAUUAGCAUUGCUGGUGGAAAGGGCUCAUCUUCAUGUAAAGAAAGCGAUGAGGGGAUCCUGAUUGCUCGGCUGCCAAAAGAUGGUCCAGCAGACUUGGCUGGUGUACAAGCAGGAGACAGAGUGGCUGAGGCAACCUUUGUUUCAGAAUCUGCUGCCCUUGAUGCUGGUCCUACUGAAGCUUCCCCCAAGGGCAGCCCCUCCCCGACAGUCAACCAUGUCAUCACAAUACCCCGGAUAAUCCUCACACGCCCUUCCACUUCUGAUGAAGAUGCCGACCAGUUGCCCCCAGACCCUGAGGACUUCGAGCCCGAGGAGCCUGACAGCGCAGAAGGCCAUGCCUAUUCAGACUGUCUGAGCAGUGCUUUUUAUCCUCCCUAAUAAAGUACUUUUCUGGCAGGAGUUGAUGGGUAGUUUUAUUUCCCAUUGUUUGAUUACAUUUAAUGUAGUACUUGAACCGCUAUGCCUUAUUUAUAGCGAAAACCAUUACGUGGGGGAUGGAUUUGUGA
This is a messenger RNA of Passer montanus (Eurasian tree sparrow), 1013 nucleotides long. Its product is annotated as protein scribble homolog. The coding region runs from base 1 to 885 and encodes 294 amino acids. The record is from RefSeq and is a predicted model, not a curated record. The transcript has 7 exons. Gene Ontology annotation, molecular function: protein binding. Lineage: Eukaryota; Metazoa; Chordata; Aves; Passeriformes; Passeridae.